CCCCUCUCGGUUACGUUGGUUGCGUGACGCAACACCACCACCGCCAUACCCGGCCAUGGAUCGACCGCCGCACCCGAUCGCGGGCCCUGCGUCUCCGUCGACCGCUCCUCCGACCACCUACGUCCACACCGAUCAGACCACGUUCAAGGAGCUCGUCCAACGCCUCACCGGCCCCCCUUCCUCCACCGCCGCCACCAUCCAUCACAACAACAACCACCACCACCACCACCACCACGCCCCUCCCCCUCGCCCCGGCCCGUCCAAGCUCCGGCCGAAGCUGACCAUCGUGAAGCCGACCCAACCCUCGCCCUUCUCCCAGGGGAGGCUCUCGCCAUCGCAUAAUCGGGGCCGAGACCAGAGCCCCCCCUCGACAGCGGUACUGUCGGAGGGAGUGGUGAUUAACGAGGAGGAGGAGGAGCGGGCGAUCAGGGAGCGGCGUUUCUACCUGCACCCGUCCCCGCGGUCGAGGGUCGGCGGGGCGGCGGCAACGGCAGCUGUUCCCGCUCACCUCGCCCGGCAGCAGAAGCAGCAGCAGCAGCAGCAGCAGCAGGCCGGGCGAGGCAUGAUGCGUGAGAUAAGGCUGUGCAGGCGGACGUACGACGGAAGGGCUGGCUAG
Ananas comosus (pineapple) is the source of this 616-nucleotide messenger RNA. RefSeq names its product VQ motif-containing protein 31-like. The record is from RefSeq and is a predicted model, not a curated record. Bases 56 to 616 code for a protein of 186 amino acids. Lineage: Eukaryota; Viridiplantae; Streptophyta; Magnoliopsida; Poales; Bromeliaceae. The transcript has a single exon.